Labrus mixtus (cuckoo wrasse) is the source of this 2190-nucleotide messenger RNA. RefSeq names its product protein O-glucosyltransferase 3 (gene poglut3). NCBI's taxonomy places the organism in Eukaryota, Metazoa, Chordata, Actinopteri, Labriformes, Labridae. The record is from RefSeq and is a predicted model, not a curated record. Gene Ontology annotation, cellular component: endomembrane system. The transcript is spliced from 6 exons. The coding region runs from base 111 to 1679 and encodes 522 amino acids. Gene Ontology annotation, molecular function: glucosyltransferase activity.
UCACAGGAUAAUGGGCGUGUUUUUUUUUCACCAACAUGUCGGCAUAGGAGUUUCUGUCAAACUUUACAGUGAUUAUUAAAACAUUCAGACGUGUAGAGGUUAGCAGUGUGAUGAAUAUGGUGUCUGAGCGCAGCCUGCAUCUAUGUGUACCCUCUGUGAGUGGUUCGUUUUGUAAAUUAAUUGUAUUCGUGGUAUUUAUCAGCACGAACUUCCCGGUUUCUGUCUGUGAAGGAAUCAAGUCAGGGAGAUGUCUGAUCUGGGGUCCAGGGCUGAACCCCGACACAGUGUUACCAGUCCGACACUUCUUUGUUCAGGCGGUGGAUUCAAAGGGAGACAACCUGACACUGUCUCCAGGUAAAGAUACAUUCAAGGUGAAGAUAAGUCCACUGGACAAGAAGGAGCACAUCCGGAUCCACGUCCCUCCACCUCUGGACAGAGGAGACGGCUCCUUCCUGCUCAGGUACCGGCUCUAUGGCACUGUGCUCAAAGGCCUCCAGAUUGAAGUCCUCCACCAAGAUGCUGCUGUCGCCAAGUCACCUUAUACCCUCCAAGGUCCGAUCUAUCAUGAGUACUGUGACUGUCCAGAGUCUGAUGCCCCUGUAUGGCAGAGCAUCAUGCAGUGUCCUGCUGAGGAGCCUCAGAUCCUAGCAGACUUCAAGUCGUUUCCAACGAUCGACCUGCAGCGUCUCAGACAGGAAGUCCCUCAGAGAUUCAGCAACAGAGGAGGUCUCAUCCACUACGCCAUCAUCAACAACCAGCUGCACCGCCGCACUCUGGGAAAAUACACCGACUUCAAGAUGUUCUCUGAUGAAAUGCUGCUCUCUCUAAUGAGAAAGGUGAGGUUGCCAGAUGUGGAGUUUUACAUCAAUGUCGGUGACUGGCCAUUAGAGACGAAGAGGAUGGAUGCUGUUCCCAUCCUGUCGUGGUGCGGCUCUACAGAAACACGCGACGUUGUCCUCCCGACCUACGAGGUGACACACUCCACGCUGGAGUCCAUGAGAGGUGUCACCAUUGACCUGCUGUCUGUCCAGGGGAACACAGGUCCUCCGUGGAUAAACAAAACAGAUCGAGCAUUCUUCCGUGGUCGGGACAGUCGAGAGGAGCGUCUUCACCUGGCCUCUCUGUCCAAGAAGAACCCUGAGCUGCUGGACGCCGGCAUCACAGGAUGGUUCUUCUUCAGGGACAGGGAGAAGCAUGUAGGCAAAGCCCCGCUUGUUGGAUUCUUUGACUUCUUCAAGCACAAGUAUCAGGUGAAUGUGGACGGAACAGUGGCAGCGUACCGCUUCCCUUACCUGAUGCUGGGUAACAGUGUGGUUCUGAAGCAGGACUCUCAGUAUUAUGAAUAUUUCUACACACACCUAAAAGCAGGAAGUCACUACGUUCCUGUGAAGAGAAACUUGUCAGACCUUUUGGAAAAAAUCCAGUGGGCCAAAGAGAACGAUGCUGAAGCACAAAAGAUCGCCCGAGCCGGUCAGGCGGCAGCGAGAGAGCUGCUGCAGCCAGGCAGACUGUACUGUUACUACUACAGAGUGCUGCACAUGUACUCGGAGCGGCAGGCAGGACAGCCUACACGCCAUGUGGACAUGGAGCUGGUGCCUCAGCCAGACGACCCCACUGCUGUGUGUACGUGUGAGCGUCAGAGCCACAAAGAAGAAACCAACAAGAAGGAGGAACUAUGAUGGAAUCUGCCUUCAUUCUUUAGUCAUUGUUUUUUUUUCUUCUGUGAAACAUUCCUGACCAUCAACAGUGUUGUCAACAAACAUCUUGACGUCCCUUUUUGUCUUUUAUACUGUGUGUUUUUGUACUUGAGUAAAGCUCUAGUUAGUAAUGCAAGAAACAAAAUGUGUUUUUACUGUAAUGUUAAUGUGCCUUCAUAUUGGAUGCCUGGAUAUGUGUAAGUGGUUUUAUAGUAAAAUAAAUAGAUCUUAUCUUUAGCACUUCAUAAGUCUUUACUUAAGAUGGAAUUUGAAUGCAUCGAGAAGGGAUUUGUUUUUCUGUCUGUUACCUGAUGAGCAUAGCUCUGUUUCUUUGUCGUCUACUGUUAACGCCUUUCACCUUGAUUAUGGAGAGGUCAUUGUGCUCAUAGGGUCAAACUGAGUCUUACCCCCCAAUAGUAAAAUACUCUGAAUCUUCUGUUGUGCAUUAAGUCUGUUAAAUCUGUUUUCUAACACUGCAAAAACUCAAAUCUAA